Amoebophrya sp. A120 is the source of this 153-nucleotide messenger RNA. The record is from the annotation of a GenBank genome assembly. Lineage: Eukaryota; Dinophyceae; Syndiniales; Amoebophryaceae.
CGGGGAACUUUAGCAGGCGGCGUCGCCCAUCCGUGCGGUGCCACCCGUGUGGGGCGGCACUGUCACAGUGCGCGCAGAUCCACCCACCGAGGCCCUGCCGGCUUCUCGCCCCCGGGGCCUGCUACGCGGCGGGCAUUUGCAGGCGCUCCCAAG